UGCUUUUGAGUUCUCUCUGUCGAGAUGGUCUCUACGAUUCUAUAAAAUGGUGUAUGACUGUAUGAAGUUGGAAGGACACUUACCUGAGAGUUGGCUAUUAGGGUCUUUGGUGUCCUCUUACGCACUAGCAGACAGGUUUAAUGUUUCGAAGGAAUUGCUUGACGAUUUUAAGUCCAGUAAGUUUGAAAUAAGUGCUGUUGUUUAUAAUGAUUUGUUCAACGUCUUGGUAAAACAGAAAAAAGUAGACGAUGCCAUCAUCUUAUUUAGGGAGCAUGUGGGAUCACAUUUUCGUCCAGAAACAUGCACCUUCAAUAUUUUAAUGCGAGGUCUGUGCACAGCAGGAGAAACUGAUGAAGCCAUAAAGUUGCUCAAUGACAUGAGCAAUUGUGGUUGUUCCCCUGAUAUAGUUACAUUUAACACUCUUAUACAUGGUUUUUGUAGAAUUAAUGAGGUCGGUAGAGCAAAGAGUCUACUAAAACAAGUUUAUUUAAAAGGUCAGUUUGCCCCUGAUGUUGUUAGUUACACAACAAUAAUAUCUGGUUAUAGCAAGUUGACUAAGAUGGAAGAGGCUGCUAGCCUUUAUGAUGAAAUGAUUAGAUCUGGAGUUAAACCUAAUGAAGUCACUUUUAAUGCUCUUAUUGAUGGCUUUGGCAAGGCUGGUGACAUGAAAUCUGCACUAUCCAUGCAUGAAAUGAUGCUCUUUCAUGGCUUUGCUCCUGAUGUUGUCACUUAUACUUCCCUGAUUGAUGGAUACUGUCGAAUUGGACAGGUGAAACAUGGCUUAGACUUAUGGCAUGAAAUGAAUGCCAAAAAUAUCCUCCCAAAUUUAUACACUUUCUCUGUUCUUAUCAGUGCUUUGUGCAAGAACAACAGAUUGCAUGAAGCUCGUGAAUUUUUAAGAUUAUUGAAGCAGAGGGAUGUUGUUCCAAAACCAUUCAUUUAUAAUCCUGUCAUUGAUGGAUAUUGCAAAUCUGGGAAUGUUGAUGAAGCUAAUGCAAUUGUAGCAGAAAUGGAGCAGAAAAGGUGCAAACAUGAUAAGGCGACGUUUACUAUUCUCAUUAUUGGGCAUUGUAUGAAAGGAAGAAUGCUUGAAGCAAUUGAUAUCUUUCAUAAGAUGUUGGCAGUUGGUUGUGCUCCUGAUGAUAUCACUGUAAAUUCUUUGAGAUCCUGUCUUUUGAAGGCUGGAAUGCCUGGGGAGGCUGCCCACAUUAAGCAAACUCUUGUUGAGAACCAGACAUCUAAAUCAUUGAAAAUGUCUUACCAUCCACUGACAAAUGCAGAUAUGCCAAUUGUAAGAGGCCCUUCAUGGAUCAAGGUUCCAAUUGGAUGAGUCAUACAAGUUAGGAGAUUUAUAGCUGCAUGGCUGCCGAGCAAUUUGUUUCCAUGAUACGUCAAAAACUUUGAUUUUUAGCACCCUUUUGACCUCAGAUUUUAUUGUUGCGCAGCUGGGAUUCAUUUCUUCCAAGUGAAGAAAAAGAAAGAAUUGGAUGAAAAGUAAUCCAAUUUGACUAAUACCCUCGGGCAUGUAAUGAAUCUACUCAUUUUUACAAGGAACAAUGCUACCUCUACAUGAUAAUACCUCCUACUGCCAGUUGACCGAACAAAGUUUAAAGGAAACAGCAUAGCACGUAGCAAAUCACAUCCAGAGUUGCUGCAACGGGUGUAAGAAGAAGCAUUCAAUUGAAAAGGAAACAAAUCAAGAGGGAGAUAUAUGAGAAAUGAAAGAAAGAAACAGCACCAUCGAGAUUAGAGAGAACAGGAGGCAUCACAAUGGCCUAUGAACACAAGGAACCUCUAUUGUUCUUCUAUCAAGUAGAUCCAUGGGAUUGUAUAGGGAUGCGUACAAGUUUUGAGCUUCUGUUAUGUCACUGAAUUCCAAUGCAACUUUGAACAAUCCUAAGUAAUGUUGGUGAUAAGAUCCUCACACAAAGCUUAUCUCUUUGAAAGUCUUGCGCAAAUAGUUGGAGAGGUCAAUUAAAUAUUAGUGAAAAUAUCAAAGAAGGAUUACAAUGCAGAGAUUCCAAUGCUGGAAUUUGGUUAUAGAUAAAUGUUGAAAGGAUUCCAGUGCUGUUCUGCUUUAUGGUAAUAUUUUCAAUCCAAAUUUCUUAUAUUGACAAAAGUUAAUGUAUAUGAGACAUUCAGGAGUAGAUUAAAAAAAGGGGAAGAGGAUAUAUUUAUUUUAAUUUUUGAAGUAGAAAUUUGUUAUCAUCAAAGUGAAAUGUCCAGGAAACUUCUUGAUGCAACACAAGUAAGCUACAUGAUUGUUAAGAAUUGCUAUUCUUUUUCGUCUGUGUAAGAUUUGUGUCAUGGUGACAUGGGUUAUGUUGUUAAUUGAUGGCCUCUCUUUUGUAAGAAAUGCAUUGUACAGCAUCCUGUCCUAUCCAAUCCAUUUGACAAUGUUAACUGUUUGUUUUGGA
Molecule: messenger RNA, 2417 nt
Organism: Prosopis cineraria
Lineage: Eukaryota; Viridiplantae; Streptophyta; Magnoliopsida; Fabales; Fabaceae
Product: pentatricopeptide repeat-containing protein At2g06000-like
Exons: 4
Coding region: 47-1330 (427 amino acids)
Molecular function (GO): protein binding
Source: RefSeq, a predicted model, not a curated record